GACGCCUUUUCCGGUUUGCGUCUCGCGCGGCAAACACGGCGCCGAAGAACAAGUUAAGAGUUGCGUCAAAGUUGCCGUUUCUCUUCCAGAAAUUAAGUGAUGGCCUCCACCGCGAAAGCGCCGCUGCAGUCCAGAAACUUACCCUGGGUGGAAAAAUACCGACCGCAGAAACUAGACGACCUGAUCUCACACAAAGACAUCCUGACUACCAUCCAGAAGUUCAUCAGCGAGGACCGGCUGCCACAUCUGCUAUUCUACGGGCCCCCCGGGACCGGCAAGACGUCUACCAUUUUAGCCUGCGCCAGGCAGCUGUACAAGGGCAAAGAGUUCAACUCCAUGGUUCUGGAGCUCAACGCGUCGGACGACCGAGGCAUCGACGUGGUGCGAGGGCCCGUCCUGAGCUUUGCUAGCACGAGAACCAUCUUCAAGAAAGGCUUCAAGUUGGUGAUACUGGACGAAGCCGACGCCAUGACGCAGGACGCCCAGAAUGCAUUGCGGCGAGUGAUGGAGAAGUACACGGAGAACACUCGCUUCUGCCUGAUCUGCAACUACCUGUCCAAAAUCAUCCCGGCGCUGCAGUCCCGCUGCACGCGCUUCCGCUUCGGCCCGCUGUCGCCCGAUCAGAUGAUACCCAGGCUGCAGCAUGUCAUCCAGCAGGAGAGCAUCGACGUCACUCCCGAUGGAAUGAAGGCGUUGGUCACCUUGUCGUCGGGCGACAUGCGAAGAUCCCUCAACAUCCUACAGAGCACCAGCAUGGCGUACGGCCGCGUGAGCGAGGAUACGGUGUACACGUGCACGGGACAGCCGCUGCGCUCGGACAUCGCCAACAUCCUCGACUGGUCGCUCAAUAAAGACUUCAGCACCGCCUACAAGCAGAUCCUGGAGCUGAAGACGUUGAAAGGUUUGGCGCUGCAAGACAUCCUCACUCAAGUCCACCUGCUCAUCCACAGAGUGGACUUCCCGCCUUCGGUGCGAAUGAAUCUGCUCAUCAAGCUGGCCGACGUGGAGCAUCGGCUGGCAUCGGGCACCAAUGAGAAGAUCCAGCUGAGCUCCAUGGUGGCGGCGUUCCAGGUGGCGCGCAACCUGGUGGUGAGCGAGGCCCAGUGAUGGCGCGGUGGACAGUCCGACUCCCGCCAGACGCUUAAGGUCAGCCUCAUUAACCUUUGCUCACGCACGGCAAUAAAUGGGAACAAAAGUGUGCCGAACUGAAGGAGGUUAUUUUUUUUAUUUUAUUUUUUUUUUUUUGAGCGCAUUUGUCAACACGUGUCCACCUAAAUUAAUUUGCCUACGUUUCCUGAUUGUCAAAAAAAAAAAGUCCAAUCUUUCCUCAACUUUUCCUGUAUUAAAUGUAUCACUUUUUUCCCUACAA
Messenger RNA from Hippocampus comes (tiger tail seahorse), 1369 nucleotides. RefSeq names its product replication factor C (activator 1) 5 (gene rfc5). Gene Ontology annotation, biological process: DNA repair; DNA-templated DNA replication. Gene Ontology annotation, cellular component: nucleus; DNA replication factor C complex. Bases 100 to 1107 code for a protein of 335 amino acids. The transcript is spliced from 11 exons. The record is from RefSeq and is a predicted model, not a curated record. Gene Ontology annotation, molecular function: ATP binding; DNA clamp loader activity; DNA binding. Lineage: Eukaryota; Metazoa; Chordata; Actinopteri; Syngnathiformes; Syngnathidae.